This is a messenger RNA of Lepisosteus oculatus (spotted gar), 1262 nucleotides long. NCBI's taxonomy places the organism in Eukaryota, Metazoa, Chordata, Actinopteri, Semionotiformes, Lepisosteidae. The record is from RefSeq and is a predicted model, not a curated record.
AGAGGCCGGCCAGAGCAGAGAGCAGGAGCACCGGAGCACAGGGCAAGAACCAGACUGAUCUGCUGCUGGUUGUUGUGUCUGCAGGACCUUUCUGAAGCCCAGUCAUGAAGUUUGUGGUCCUAGUGUUGGCUGUCUUCACAGGUUGCCAUGCCAACAUCCUCUGGCAGGAGCAGCCCAAGACACAGAUGGAGCAGGUGAAAGAGGCAUUUUGGGACUAUGCUGCCAAGGCGACGCACACGGCCGAGGACACACUCCAGAUGAUCAGACAGUCGGAGCUGGGACAGGAAAUCAAGUAUGUCAACACACACACACAAAGCACAGACACUGAAGCAGUCCAGUCACUGCGAGGUCGGGUGACGCCCCUGGCCCAGGAGCUGAUGGACCGGCUGACCCAGGACGCCGAGACCCUGCGUCAGCGGCUGAUGGAGGACCUGCAGGCCAUGAGCGGGCAGCUGGGGCCCUUCGCGGACGAACUGGGCAUCCAGGUGCGCGCCGGCGUGGACGAGCUGCGCCAGGGCCUGGCGCCCUACGCCGACGGGCUGCGCGACUCGCUGGGCCAGAACGCGGAGGACCUGCGGCGGGCGCUGCAGGAGCGGAGCGCGGAGCUGCAGGGGCGCCUGGAGGGGGGCGUGGAGGAGCUGCGCGCCCGCCUCAGCCCCCACGCCGACGAGCUGCGCGCCCGGAUCGAGCAGCGCGUGCAGGAGUUCCGCAGCGGCAUGGCGCCCUACGCCCGCAGCCUGCAGGAGCGCCUGGCCCAGAGCCUGGCGCCCUACGCCGAGGACCUGCGCGGCCGGCUGGACCCCUACGCCCAGGACCUGCGGGCCCAGCUCUCCUCCCUCUGGGACUCCUUCCAGAAGAGCUUCUAGAUCGGAUCGCCCCCCUCCACUGAUCUCUCCCGCACCCCGGACCCGCGCACUUCCCGCCACACAGACCACCACCACCACCCCCGCUCGGAGGGUGCCGAUGGUUUGCUCCGCUGGACGCACCCAGGCCUGCCCCUGGGGUCGGAGCGUACCAUGGCCCGGGGAGGGGGUGUGUGAGCUGUCUUCAGGAGCCCGGCUGUAAGACGAGGAGGCGCCGAGCUUCCCCUUCCCACAAUCCCUCUCUCCGCUGACCGUCCCCCAUCACACAGCACAGCCUGGCUCGGGGUUCGAGCAGGGCAAGAGUGUGGGGGGUCUCCCCUGUGUGUCUUACUCUGUACUGUAACAUUGUGCUGCUUUCCUCCUUAAUUUAUGCGAAUAAAGAGUGAAAAAAUGAGAAAA